Theobroma umbraticum is the source of this 1936-nucleotide messenger RNA. RefSeq names its product autophagy-related protein 18a. The record is from RefSeq and is a predicted model, not a curated record. Gene Ontology annotation, molecular function: protein binding. Lineage: Eukaryota; Viridiplantae; Streptophyta; Magnoliopsida; Malvales; Malvaceae.
GUUUCCACAAACGAUCAUAGCUUCCUUCCUCCCUUCCCCAACAGGACACAUCGUAAUUUGCUCUUUUGGGAAACAGUUAAAUCUCAUUUCUUCUCACCCUCCGCUUCCUCUUUUCUUGAUGGUUUUAACCUUUUGCGGCCCCUCGAACACUUCCGAAUUCCUUCUAGAUCCCUCCAUGGCCACCCUCUCAGCUUAUCCCAGCGCUAACCCUAACCCUAAUUUUCUUUCCUCAACUGAUCAAACCAACCAGGAGUCUCUCCCUCAGGUGCAGCAUCACGCUUCUCCUGAUGGGGACCCGAACCCGACUCCCACUCCCAACUCUAAUCCUAAUUUUCACACCCCACUUUCGACUCCACCCGAGGCGAUUUCUCCAGCCGCGCCGCAGCCUUCUCUCCUCCACCUCUCCUUUAACCAGGACCACGGCUGCUUUGCCGCAGGCAUCGACCAGGGCUUCCGGAUCUAUAAUUGCGAUCCUUUCCGCGAGAUCUUUCGCCGAGAUUUCGAUCGUGGCGGCGGCGGCGGCAUCGGCGUUGUCGAGAUGCUUUUUCGGUGCAAUAUUUUGGCACUCGUUGGCGGUGGACCCAGCCCGCAAUACCCGCCUAAGAAGGUUAUGAUCUGGGACGACCACCAGAGCCGAUGCAUCGGCGAGCUUUCUUUUCGUUCCGAAGUAAGAUCGGUUCGGCUUCGGAGAGACCGAAUCGUUGUCGUUUUGGAACAGAAAAUAUUCGUAUACAAUUUUGCGGAUUUGAAAGUGCUGCACCAGAUUGAGACCAUCGCGAAUCCGAAGGGACUUUGCGCGGUAUCCCAGGGGGCCGGGUCCUUGGUUUUGGUUUGUCCUGGACUGCAAAAGGGCCAGGUUAGGGUGGAGCAUUACGCCUCGAAGAGGACUAAGUUUAUUAUGGCUCAUGAUUCGAGAAUUGCGUGCUUUGCACUUACGCAGGAUGGGCAGUUGCUCGCUACUGCGAGCACUAAAGGGACGCUGGUUCGCAUUUUUAAUACGGUUGACGGUACCUUGCUGCAAGAGGUAAGGAGGGGUGCAGAUAGAGCUGAAAUUUAUAGUUUGGCCUUCUCUUCAAACGCCCAGUGGUUAGCAGUUUCAAGUGACAAGGGCACCGUCCAUGUUUUCAGCCUUAAGAUUAAUGCUGCAUCUCCAGGCUCUGACAGGUCACAAAGUGUAUCAGACCCUGUUACAUCACCCCAUUCCUCUCUUUCUUUUAUCAGAGGAGUGUUACCCAAGUACUUCAGCUCAGAAUGGUCAGUGGCUCAGUUCCGCCUGGUUGAAGGUUCUCAGUACAUCGUUGCUUUUGGUCACCAAAAGGAUACAGUGGUGAUUCUUGGCAUUGACGGAAGCAUGCUUGGUUAAUUACUCAGCAACCUUGACGUCGGGUUGUUGAUCCACCCACUUUUCUAGAGUUUUCCGUUGUCAAAGCAUUAAUUGUGAGAGUUGCUUGAGUGUAUUCUUAGGAAACUGUCUUGCAGCGACUAGGUCAUAACGGUGAUUCCUCUUGCUGGGUUCCAUCACACCCCCCCCCUGCCCCCCUUCUUUUCUGACUUCUACACUUACAUGAGCUUACUUGAUUCUUUUUCUUUUUUAUUUUGUCUUGUUAGCAUCUACUUUUCCUUUUGUUUUUGUUUUUUUUUGAGGGAGAAACUUGAUGGGAUCAGUUCUUUGAAAAAGUGCAAUUGAUUAUGAAUGCAGCUUACCGAUGCCAAUUUGACCCAGUGAAUGGUGGGAAAUGACUCAGCUGGAAUAUUACAACUUCUGAAGCCAGAGCAGCUUUCUGAAGAGUUAUUUAUUUAUAUUUUCUAUUUAUUCGGCCAUAUAUUGUAUCUUCUAAGCUUCUACCUCCUUUUUUACCCUCCUUUUUUUUUUUACCAUGAUUCACCUAAUGUAUGUUGUAAUUUGUAAAUAAUAUAAGUAUAGAUUUGUAAAGUU